AUGAAGCAUGUGACAUGUACAGAUUUUGUUACCAGUUAUGACAGUAAUAGCAUUGUCAAAGUCAAAUGUCUCUUUGGUGAUGAAGCCAAGAAAUUAUUCGUUGAUAGAGCUUUUGGACCUGAAAAAGGAUGUCCACCACAGUUCAAUGAUGCCACCGAUGAGAUCACUAGAAAAUGUGGCGGUUUUCCCCUAGCCAUAAUCUGCACGGCUAGAAUUGUGGCAAGCCAACCAGAAACAGAACAGGAGCAGCAAUUGGAUUACGUAAACAAGUUUCUACCAAACAAUUUGAGAACACACUCAUCUUCUAUGGAGAUCCUGAACCAAGUACUGAAGCUGUGUUACAGUAGUCUUCCUCAUUGUCUGAAAACAUGUCUGCUGUAUCUUAGUGUGUAUCCAGAGAACUACUUAUUUCUGAAAGAAGAUUUGGUGAAGCAAUGGAUAGCUGAAGAUUUCAUAUGUACACCAGAAGCGAAGGACAUUGUAGAUGUUGCCGGCAGUUAUUUUGACGAGCUCCUAAGUUUAGGCCUGAUCCAGCAAAUGGAUAUUGUUAACUCUAACAAGAAAGGUUUGUUGUCCUACACAGUGCACCCUAUGGUAUUUGAUUUUAUCACAUCCAAAUCCAUGGAAGACAAUUUCGUCACCAUCAUAGAUUAUUCUCAGUCGACAGUAGUUCUCACUGAGAAGGUUCGUCGAUUGUCACUCCACUUUGGCAGUGCAGCAUAUGCUACUACACCCGAAAGUGUGGAAUUGUCACAAGUUCGCUCACUCUCUUUUAUUGGACUCUUAGGUUGCAUGCCUUCGAUUGCAGAGUUUAAGCUUGUUCGAGUCAUGGUCCUCCAUAUCUUUAGUGACGACGUGGACUCCCCGUUUUCACUUUCAGAAAUAUGUCACCUGCUCCAGCUAAGAUAUUUGCAGGUCAGGUGCAACGUCACUGUGGAAUUGCCAAACAAGAUGCAGUGUCUAAAACACAUGGAAACACUAGAAAUAAAUGCAGGGGUAGAUUAUGUUCCAUCGGAUAUUGUCCAUCUUUCAAGAUUGCGGCAGGUUCGUCUUGGAGAGAAGACCAACCGAACUCCGGGUCAAAUUGCUUCAAUCAAGUUUUUUUCCUCAUUUGAAUUUGACUGGAGCAGGUUGCCGUCCCCUUCCAUCUCCCAUGAGAGCUUUGAGUUGCUGCAUCCCAUUUGCAUCUUUUCAAGACUGACCCAGUGGUUUGUUCAGCUGCACAAACUUCGAAUUUUGGAAAUUGUGGUCAGAAAAUUGUUGAACAACAUUGAUGUCCUCGCAGAGUUACCGGUGAUUAAACAUCUGUCCUUGUAUGUCCGAACACCACCCACUGCAGUGAUAAUCUUGAGCACAGGAAUGUUCCCGGCUCUCGAGUAUUUCAAGUUUGUGUGUGGUGUGCUAUUGCUGGGCUUUCAUGAUGAAUCCUUGCCCAAUCUUCGGAAGCUCAAGCUAGUGUUCAACGCCCACAAAGGGGAGCACUACAGCAACAUGCUUGUGGGCAUCAGCCACCUGCUAGGCCUCCAGAAAGUUGCUGGAAGCAUUGGGUUAGUCACUGAUGCUGAGGAAUCUGACAGGAUAGCUGCAGAGUCUGCGUUCAAGGAUGCAAUUAGAAAGCAUCCAUGUUACCCAAGCUUGGAGCAGGUGAAAAGGGUCGAUCCAGUUGACGAAGAUUGGAACCAACAGGGAGAAGAAGAUUCCUCAAAUGAACGUGGGCAAGUGCCUAGGUGGAAGCUGGCGUUCCAGAUCUCACCACGGCUCUCCAUCUACACCGGCUCAAAGAUCGAGGACGACAACGGGAAACUGCUGAAGGUCAUCCUAGUGGAUCCGGACAACGACUCGGCGUCAGCGCUCCCGUCGCCGCUGAGCAUCGAGCUUGUACCGCGUGUAGGGGACUUUCAAGGGUACCACCACCGCGAGGACUGGACUGCAGAAGAGUUCGAGAAAGCCAUCCUGAGGAACGGGCACGCAACGGUGGGUGAGCUCCAGUUCACAGACAGCUCGUCCUGGGUCAGCUCCCGCAAGUUCCGCGUCGGGAUUCUUGGCGACGGCAUGAACGAUCCUAUGUGGGAGGCGACGACCAAGCACGCGAGGGCCUGCGGCCCCGGCGACAAGGUGUACGUGUACACAGCGGGUGGCGGCACCAUCUACGUGAACUCUGUCUUGGACCCCGUUAAGGUCGAGAUCGGUGGCACUUAG
Miscanthus lutarioriparius is the source of this 2199-nucleotide messenger RNA. NCBI's taxonomy places the organism in Eukaryota, Viridiplantae, Streptophyta, Magnoliopsida, Poales, Poaceae. The record is from the annotation of a GenBank genome assembly.